UGCUAGUUUAUCACCUGAGGUUCAGCAAGAAGGGCACCUGUUCAUUUUGAAACUUUUGUGAACCUGUGAAUAUAUCUCUAAAGAGAGACAGCUUAAUAUCCUAUAUUUUGUCAAGAAAUAUUUAGGUUGAAUGUAAACUUUUGUGUCACAUAUAAUCAAGAACUUUACUCAAAGGCCCGUUUGAUCUUAUUCGCUGUGUGAGAUUUCUCAGAUACUGACUUUCGAUCAAAAGGGACAUAUUUUUCUUGUGAAAAGGAAAACCAAAAAAAAAAAUCUACCCUGUUCUGGGCAUUUGCUUAACCUAAGUCAAUCUGUCAUUUAAACUCGCCAUGAAGUACAGGGACAGGUUCCUGCCAUUUAGUUUUUCGCGGUUUAAACUUUAGCCGUUUGUAACCUUUCGUGGGAGUGGUGUUUUGUGUUUUUGGCAGCGAGCGAAGUAAAUUCUCCUGAGACACUGACUCGGCUCGAGGUGGGGAUUCUGCUGGAAGUUGUGGAUUUCAACCAGUAUCAAUCAUGUCUGAAGAUAUGAAAGAGUCAGGUGGCACAGGGUCAUCCCUGUUACAAGCAAGGUUGCAAAGGAUGCGUCAAGGCCCAAUGGUUACCAGAAGUCGCCCUCAACAACAAGCUGCUCCAUCCUUUCCUGGCCGUAUGUCAUUAGGUGGUGGUGCUGGUGCUGGUGCACUAGGCAGUAUUCUUGAACGGAGUAAAGAGCGUGCCUCUAUGGGGCCUUGGAACCCAUUUGCAGAGAACAGACCAGCAGGAUUUGGGGCAUCAUCAGGCAUUUUCAGAAACACUGAGUCCUCAACAGUUUCUUCCACCUCCACUUUGGGAAAGAAAUACACUCCUGUGGCUCCACCAUUUGAAUCUAGGCAAGCAAGCAGUGAUUUGCUGAGAGUGCGUGAGAUGCUGAAGGAAAGAGGAUAUGCAAGUGUGCCUGUAGAGGAUCAACAGCCUCAGACAAGUAGUUUCUCAAGUCGCAGGGAAAGCCUCCUGAAGAGGCAGCCUGCAGUGGCUACAUCAUAUUCCAGUUUUGGAGGGGUUAUGGAGGAGACUCCAGGUGCUGUGCCACAAGAGAGGUUCUUUUCAAGGCCCAGUUUUGUAUCUAGUCUGAGUACCAAUGGACAUGUUAAUGGUGCUGCUCAAGUUGAGCGGGAAUCACUCUUUUCUCGCCAACGCUCUCCAUUAGUCUCGCCUACUCUCCCGAUCUCCCCUACAUUUUCACCUUCACCUACUUUCCCAACAUCUGUGACACAUUCUGCAUCCCCAUCUUUUCCAAUAUCGCCUGUUGGUUCUCAUGUUGAGGAAUCAGAUGUACCAGAUUUUCCACUUUCGAACAAAAGACAAGAAAUAGAAAGUCAGUUUGAAGCACUUGGUGGAACCAUGGAUAGCCAGACUGCAGGUGCACUUGAUAGAAUUAGUCGAGCACGCAAAUUCCUGGAAGAAAGCAAGCGAGCAUCUGAAGCUCGGUUGUCAGUCUCAACAAAAGACAAAUAUCAGAUCAGUAAAAAAUUCUUGGAGAAUGAUAAGGCUGACACUAGCAAAGCUCUUGAUAAUGGGCAGAUUGCUUCUCCUACAGAUUCAAUUCAGUCCCCUGCCAUUGAGAACUUCUCGUCUCAAUUUGUGAGUCCUGUAAGUCCUGUAGAAAGUUCUUAUCAGGACAGCACAGUGAUUGGCACAAAUUCAUUGCCACAAAGUGUUGGAGUGUCUAGGUUUAGCAAUAGAUAUGAGGAGCCUAAUGAAAAUUCUGCAAGGGAUAUCUUUCCACCCCGAUAUGUACCUCUUAAGCAAGACGUAAACCAUUCGGAAACAUCAUUAUUUCGCCCCAUUGAGGCGAACAGAAUUUCCCAAAGGCUUCAGAAUUUACGUGGGUCAACUGAAGAAGAACCAUAUACUUUCAAGAGAGAAGAACACACUGAACAAUCAUCUACCCCCAUAUCUCACACUUUACCUCGCACCAAAGCUUCACAGAAAAAUGUAUCUUCAAAUUCAAAGGAAUCUGCAGAACCUAAAGCACCAAGAGCUGCUGGCUAUGAUAGGCCAACCAAAAGCACUGCUGCUAAAGCAAUGCCAGAAACAAAACCCAAGCCAACCAAAAACCCAGUUAAAAAAACCAGUAAAAAACUACCACAGAUCGCUAUGUUUGAAAAUAUGGGACAACAAAAUAAGCCAGAAGAGAAACCAAUCAAGAAAGGUAGUAGAGGUAAAAAUGUAGAGCCAAGUAGAGAAAAAACUGUCCAAAAGAUGUUGUUUGGUAGAACAGCAUCCAUCUCUGGAGACCAAGCUGAUGGUAGUGAUGUUGUAAGUGAAGAUGGCCGAUCCCUGGACUCUGCAGAGCUUGUCAGCAUAUCUCAGAGGCAUGGUGAUUUUGGCGCUUCUAAAGAUGGAGACAAAGGCUCCAAGUCUGGUACAUCUAGUCCCAGAUCAAAGACACCAAGACCCAAUCGUGCAAGCCCUCAUUCCAGGUUAGGGCGUAGCGGUCCAAGUGACAAGUCCAGUAGAAGUAGUUCAAGUGACAAAUCAGGCCAGUUCAGCCCUGGUUCUAGAAGGAAGAGUGUAGCAGAGUCACCAAGCAAAUCACGCAGCCGCAGAAAUAGUCCAGAACGACCAAGACGUAAAAGCAUAUCUGAACAACGCAGCAGUACCCCACUGGUAAGGCGAAACAGUAUCCGGGCUACAGAUGGCUUAAGGGUUGAGGACAAAGGCACAGUUAGCAGCCGAAACAAAAUGGUUGAUAAAGCACGAUCCAGGUCGAAACCUGAUUUGAGGGACAUUUCAGUUUCUAGAGAUGAAAAGUCACCAUCUAAGCCUGCUUUUAGAAGGUCAAAAAGUGUUGGGAAACAGGAGAACUAUGAUGGGUUCUACAGAUCCCAGACCAAAUUCCCCAAGAAAAGCUAGCCUUUCUU
This is a messenger RNA of Liolophura sinensis, 2903 nucleotides long. Its product is annotated as nucleolar and coiled-body phosphoprotein 1-like. The record is from RefSeq and is a predicted model, not a curated record. Lineage: Eukaryota; Metazoa; Mollusca; Polyplacophora; Chitonida; Chitonidae. The coding region runs from base 514 to 2895 and encodes 793 amino acids. The transcript is spliced from 2 exons.